Messenger RNA from Cydia strobilella, 7946 nucleotides. RefSeq names its product OTU domain-containing protein 7B-like. Gene Ontology annotation, biological process: protein K63-linked deubiquitination; protein K11-linked deubiquitination; protein deubiquitination involved in ubiquitin-dependent protein catabolic process. Gene Ontology annotation, molecular function: cysteine-type deubiquitinase activity; K63-linked polyubiquitin modification-dependent protein binding; DNA binding. The transcript is spliced from 9 exons. Gene Ontology annotation, cellular component: nucleus; cytoplasm. Bases 193 to 1956 code for a protein of 587 amino acids. Lineage: Eukaryota; Metazoa; Arthropoda; Insecta; Lepidoptera; Tortricidae. The record is from RefSeq and is a predicted model, not a curated record.
AUCAUCUGUUUAGUCUAUGGUUUUUCAGAAGUGUCGCGCUGUGUAGAAAGUGGACUAUUUGUAAAUAUUGUAUAAUUGUAAAUAAUCCGUGUUUCAUGUUUCCAAAUUAUUAAUUUACAUAUUUAAUUGUUCGUGUAAGUGCUUAAUGGAUGUGAAGGUGAUAUAAAGCUGAUAAACAACGGUGAAAUCGCAAUGGUGAUGGAAGCCGAUCCAAUUGCCGAAAAACACACGGACGAACGCGUCCUACCGCCGCUGAAACCACGCGCGGGCGGCGACGUCAACGUCAUCCCGGAGCGUUCAGUCAGCUCUCUGGACCUCAUGUCGUACUCUACGCCUUCAAACCUAGUCCUCACACCUGCUCCGGAAUGCCGAAAGCUGGCCCGAGGCAUAUCCCGAGCGACAGAUAAUGAGGGUCUGGUUUGGGCGCUCCGCAGCAACACAGAGCCUGACCUGCAGACCCUGAGCUCCGAACACAUACUGCUGCUGCCAGAUAUAUCUAUAUAUCCACCAGAGUUCAGAACAUUCAUCGAAAAGGACCUCCUCGAGACAGCCACACUUCACACAUUAGAGUCUUCCUGUAUACUAAACUGGUGGCGGCAAGGGCGCGUACCCGGCGCACCUAGACUUCUACCAUUAGCUACGUCUGGAGAUGGGAAUUGUCUGCCUCAUGCAGCAUCAUUGGCUGCUUAUGGAUUCCAUGAUAGACUGUUGGCGUUAAGGACGAAGGUUCAAGCGUUGCUGUGUGGGGAAGGCGGAGAUGCUCUCACAAAUGCCAUAAAACGCCGUUGGCGCUGGUCGGAAAGCCUCUCCCUCCGCAGCGCGGGCCUCACCCCCUCCGAGGCCGAGUGGGAGCGCGAGUGGCAAGACGCCGUGCGCGCCGCUUCCGCGCAACCACGCCCCAAACCCGCUCCCAGUGCGGCCCCACAUUAUGAUGGCUUGGAACAGUUACAUGUCUUUGCUUUGGCACAUGUGAUGAGAAGACCGGUUAUCGUUUUUGCUGAUGUCGCUUUAAGGGAUUUCCGUGGCGACCCAGUCGCCCCCAUCCCGUUUGGCGGCAUCUACCUCCCCCUCGAACUGGAACCGGCAGUGUGCAGCAAAGCGCCCAUAUUGCUGGCCUACGAUGCCGGCCACUUUUCCGCACUAGUCCCCUGCGAACCGUUACCCACUGACGGGGCCAGAGUGCCGCUUGAAGACAGCUCGGGGACCGCCAUGCCUAUCAGAUUCAACGUGGACCCCGGUGAAGAUUUCCGCUGGGACACCGAACCGGACCAGAAAACCAUAAACAACCUCCUCCCCGACGAAUACCAACGUUCCGCCAUGAUGGCGGCCUACCUCGACCUCGAACGCGUCGAAUGUCUCUCCCAAAACCCUCCCCCGGAAGAACUUAGAAGAUCUUUAGACGCUCUAUCAACCAAAAGCUCGAAACAGUUAAAUUCCGUGGCUAAACAAUUUGGAAGUAUAGGACGGUCAAUGAGUAGUAAAUUAAAGAAGAAUUUCGGAUCGAUGGCGAAAUUAACGGGGAAGAGUCAAAGUAAUCCAGAGGAGGGUUUGAUGAGAAGACAGAGCACGUGUGAGGUGUUGUGCUGUAGAGUGCUGGCGGCAAGAGCACCGGUUCAAGAGGAAAUGGUCAAGAAUUAUCUUAAUGAGACUUGGAUUAGCUUCACGGCGGAAAAGAACCGUCGCUCUCAGCCCCAGUCUCCCCCCGCCCCCCGCUACGGCACGGGCCGCUCGCAGUUCUACGCGGACGCGGGCGCGCCCUCGCACGAGCACGCGAGAACAUUAUCCAACAAGUCCACCAAGCCCGCCCAGGACCGGACGCUAUACCUCUCCAAGUCGACGUUCUAUGAUGACCGUCCGCCGUCACCGAAGCCUUGUAAGGCGCAGCUGUGUAUGUAUUAUGGGAGUCCGGAGAAUAAUGAUUAUUGUUCGAGAUGCUCGAGACUUCAAUAUGAUUAAGUGUAAGUGCUUCCCUUUCCCUAGUAGUGUUGCGGAUUUUGUAAUGGAUCUCUAAAGUGUUAAAAACCUGAUUAAAAAGAAAACACACCAAAUAAAUCAUUAAAAGAAUAAUCAUAUUAGAAAUACUUAAUUAAUAAAACUGAACAGCCAAAGCUCUUUAAAAUACCCACAAAUACGCUAGAACAUUAUCCAACAAGUCCGCCAAAGUUACUCCCGACCGGACGCUAUACCUCUCUAAGUCGACAUUCUAUGAUGACCGUCACCGAAGCCUUGUGAGGCGCAGCUGUGUAUGUAUUACGGGAGUCCGGAGAAUAAUAAUAAUUGUUCGAGAUGCUCGAGACUUCAAUAUGAUUAAGUGUAAGUGCUUCCCUUUCCCUAGUAGUGUUGCGGAUUUUGUAAUGGAUCUCUAAAGUGUUAAAAACCUGAUUAAAAAGAAAACACACCAAAUAAAUCAUUAAAAGAAUAAUCAUAUUACAAAUACUUAAUUUAUAAAACUGAACAGCCAAAGCUCUUUAAAAUACCCACAAACACGCUAGAACAUUAUCCAACAAGUCCGCCAAAGUUACUCCCGACCGGACGUUAUACCUUUCCAAGUCGACAUUCUAUAAUGACCAUCCGCCGUCACCGAAGCCUUGUGAGGCGCAGCUGUGUAUGUAUUACGGGAGUCCGGAGAAUAAUGAUUAUUGUUCGAGAUGCUCGAGACUUCAAUAUGAUUAAGUGUAAGUGCUUCCCUUUCCCUAGUAGUGUUGCGGAUUUUGUAACGGAUCUCUAAAGUGUUAAAAACCUGAUUAAAUAGAAAACACACCAAAUAAAACAUAAUUAGUAAUUACAAUUACACACCCUAAGAAGAAUAAAUAAUAAUAAAAAUACCUACUUAAUUUAUAAAACUAAUCAACCAAAGCUUUUAAACUGUCCACGAACACGACCGAACGUUAUCCAACAAGUCCGGACCAAACCAGACAUGAAGAACCCUAAUACACAGAGAAACCCUAUGUACUAAGCCAUACCGCGAAGUUAACAAAAAUUAAAAAAAAAAACAUCCGCAAUACUGCUUCCAAAUUUCAGUGUUUUCUAGUUCUGUUAGAAUCGUUAGAUUAUAAUAAUUUAAGAUAAGAGAAAAUGGUAUAGUCAUUAUUGGAAGUUCUUAAAAUAUGUUCUCUUUCUAAUAAACAAUGUCAAUGUGUAAACAUUUUUUUUUUCAUUGAAUUUUGAAUAAAACUACUGGAGUACUGUUGUUCCCAUUUUUGAAAAAUUAAAAAAAAAAUAAAAAAAUUAAAAAUAUAUUUAUGUUUUGCACACAAAGAUGGGAAUUUGCAGAUGGAGUAUACAUGAGGUCCAGGUUGCGCGCAUACAGCGGUACAUUUAUAACAGUAUGAACAGGGGUCCCCAAACUAGGCAUAGCCUGUAUCUUGGGCGACCAGUUAGUGAAUUAAAAACUAGAUUGAAAAAAAAAAGUAUGUCUAUUUUUGUAAAUGAAAAUCAGUUUUUGAUUUAAAAAAAUAAGAGUAUAGAAUAUAUAGCCGAGAAAUAAAUCAACAUUAUGUAGAAAUUUUAAUACAUAUUGUUUAUUGAAUGAUAAUGUAAUUUAAGAACUCCCAAUAAAUGGAGAAAGCAGUUAUAUUUUUAUGAUGGCAAACUAUUUUCGUACAUUAAUAAAAAUUGAUCUUAGUUAUAAGCUCGUUAUAAGAUUCUAAUAGGAUAAGUUUUCAAAUAAUCGUGAUAAGAUAACUCAUUUGUUUAUAAUCACGUAUUUUCCCAUCCAAAUUAACCAUUUAACCGCAAUAAAGAGACAAAAGUGGGUUAUCCAUUUUUAUUAGAGAUGCACCGGAUAUUCGGUUACUAUCCGGUAUACGGCCCUAAUUUUAGUAUCCGGCCGUAUACCGGAUAGUUAUUUACUAUCCGGCCGAAUACCGGAUAGUAACUGCUUGAAUUUGGGGUAAACAAAUGGAAUCUAAAAACAGCCAGUCAUACUCGAAGUCGUUGAUUAUAAUUGAAAGACCCAGACGUAACAUUUGCGUAAUAAGUACAUAUACAUCCAACGUAUAAUUUGUUUAUAACUAAAUACGCGAGCGCACGCGCAGGUACAGGUACAUACUCGAAGUCGUUGAUUAUAAUUGAAAGACCCAGACGUAACAUUUGCGUAAUAAGUACAUAUACAUCCAACGUAUAAUUUGUUUAUAACUAAAUACGCGAGCGCACGCGCAGGUACAGGUUCUAUAAACGAACUUACUCUUAAUAACAUGAUAGAACCUUUGAGUUAGAACUCGUUUCGAAACUAGAAAUGAGUCCGCGCAAAUGUUCACUACGAAACAGAUCAGAACGACGCCCACCUGCAAAACUCAAAAUGUUCAGCCUGCCGAAUAAUCGGCGGCAGAUACCGAUUAUUCGGCCGACAGUCUGGCCGAAUAUCCGGUAUCCGGCCAAAGAACUAUCCAUUGCAUCUCUAAUUUUUAUUUAUUCCUUUACCAGGCUAAGGGACAAAUAUUUCCCACAUACGGCACUUCAAACAUGUGUUAUAUUUUUGAUGAGUAAGACUGACAUUCGAUUGUCAUUUUUGAAAUGUCAGCUUGGUAAAAAUAACAACAAAAAACCGGACAAGUGCCAGUCCGAUUCGCCAACCGAGGGUUCCGUACUUUUUAGUAUUUGUUAUAGCUGCAACAGAAAUACAUCAUUUGUCCAGUUUUUUCUUAGAUGCUGUACAGUCAAGGGCAUAAAUAUAUAUACAUUCCCAAAGUUUCAAAAAUAUGUGUACUCUCUUACACCUUAGACAAUAAAGUCGUGUUCACAUCUUUUUUAGCCAUUUGUCGGUAUCGAUAUUUUUGCCUUCGACUGUAUCUCUUCCACUAUUAAUAAUUAUUUGAUAAAAUGCAAUGUUUAAGCGACUGGUUAUGGAACAAGUGCCAAAAGUGGCUUACAUAUACAUAUAUGCAUAUGCUUACAAUAUUUAACAGGCAAUAUCAGCGUUUAGAGAACCGAGUCAGGAAUAAAAACAUGAAAUAACUGCUAAGUAUAUAUUGUCUGAUAAAAAAAAAUACACUUUAUUUCAUAAAAAUGUACAUCAAUCAAUGUAUGUCUGAUCGCUUACAAGCUUAGAGCGAGUGUGUUCAAAAUCCAUUAGGACAAUAUUAUAUACCUAUACCUACACAGGUUAUAUGUGGCUUUCCAUCAGAGAAGGGUCCUUAUGCUUCGUGUGCAUGAAAAUCGUAUUGUUUCGAAAAUAGCAGGCAAAGCUGGCUAGUUUCACGUUACUGAGAAGUCAUUAAAUAUGAAUGGAACCUUAUCACAGCAAAUUUAUUAUGUCUAUUGAUAUUAAAGUUUUGUAGUUAUAUUAUUGUGAAAAAGUUAUAAAUUAUAAUUAUCAUGUUGAGGUUUUUUGUUCACCAUUCUACCUCAAGCGCAGCAAAUAAUAUGAACAAUAUAACUGUUGACGGUUAUUGUUGAUCAGAAUAUAUUUUAUCGAGUCUUGUUAUUGAAUAACGAUAGAUGAAAUAUCUAUACAAUUUUGAACCAUGAUUUCUAGAAAUAAAGUACGAAACGAAAUUGUGUACAUAUUUAUGUGGGUCAUUAUAAUGUGAUUAGGGUUGCCAUAUGGAAAAAUUUACGUCAUCCUAAAAAUCCUGACAAUUUCUGGACGGUCAAUUCCCCGAUAAAUCUUGACCAUGAAUCUAGUAUAACUGGAUCGGUCAUGAGGGGCGGGGGGAAAUGACCGAACGGGAUAGUCUUAUCAUCUUAUGUAUCUUUCAGUAGGAGUAGCAGAGAAAGCGCUGUUAUUGUUUGUCCUUGUCACAGCCUCAUUUUUUUUUUAUUCCCAACCGUAAAUUUAGUAUGGUUUAUGGUGGGCUACAAAUCUUUUCGACCAAUCAUAUUGUCGCAUUGCGUAUGUUUUGUCUCUCACGGGCGCACGCGUAUAGCUGAUCUAUGUAAUGCUAGGUCUAUGAUCCUGACAUAUCAGGGAAAAUCCUGGUGUAUGGCAACCCUCACUGUAAUGGCCGUUCGUUACACACUUCGCUAUUGUAUUUGCGCAACUAUGGCUCCGUUACUUUACGAUAUUAAGGGAAGAGAUUCAACAAGAAUAUUUCGACGAAUAUUGCGAAGUGUGUUAGCAUGUUGAAAUAGUACAUUUCGAUGCUAGUGCGGAAAGUAUGUCAUUACUUCACGAGUACCGAGAUAUCUUGCCACGAGCCGUAGGCGAGUGGCAAGACUCGGGACGAGUGAAGAAUGACAUUUCCGCACGUGUAUCGAACGACGUUUUUUAAUACAGUUGCGAAAAAAUAAGAAGAGCAACAAGUAAGGAACGGAAUUCGAAACUUUGAUAUUAUUAAUUCUGUGACAUCAUUGACAUUAUGAAGAAGUGUUUUUCUAGCUUUUAUUUGACUAGAAUUGAUUUUGUUAUUAUUAUUGAACCCACUUCAAUUAGUUAUUUUUUUUCAAAUGCAUGUUCUAUAAGACAGAAACAAUUGUAAAUAUUAAAACAUUGUACUAUUAUUACCUAAAUAUCGUUAUUUAUGAUUAUUUGUGUAUCGUAUAUUUAUAAAAACAAUAUCGAAUGUUGCCUUUGGAAACUUAAAACAUUCUUGCAGUAAGAAAAUACGCCUCUUCUUUGACAGGCGUUCCGUUCCAUUCAGACAACUUAUUAAGAGCGGUUUUUCAACAUUAAAAAAUAAACGUGUUAUAAUACUUAUAAUGAUGAAGAGGUAAGUAAUAAAAUAUGAAAUAUACAUAUUUUUCGUAUUCUUACAUUAACAGUAGGUUUUUAUGUUGAUUACGACGUUUAAAUGAAACUAAUAUUAACACUCAUCAAUAAGUAGUCAUGAAUUGGAACAAGUAGAAAUUUAAAAAAAUUGGAAAAGUAUAAAGCACUAGUUCACGAAAACCAACUUUCCGCACGCUAAACAGCCACGAAAAGUAGCACUUUUUGAGCAACUGUAUUAAAAAGUAUGUUUCAUUUCAGUCCAUUAAAAAAUCCUGCAUAAAAGUUGGUACUUAUUUAAAAUUCUAUAUUAUCUUGAAAUUGUUCAAAUAUCAGGGUAAACUUGAUGUUGUCACGUAUUAGAGUUUAAUUCGAUAUUAGAAUCAACGAGCUUCGAUAUACCCGUCCUUGUUUGCCUGGUUCGAAAAUGUGAAUCAUAAUAUUGAUCUUCUAGUCUUAUUCUUAGAAUAUAUAAUAUAUGCGAGUGAUCUAGAAUAAGUACUUUUAAGUAUUAUACAGGUAAACCAUUUUUAAAAUGCACGCACCCCGAGAGCUACGCUAAGUAAUCUUAUAUACGCAACUCACGCAGAUACAGCGACGCUUUUGCUGUUUGUGUGUUAUGUCAACGAAAGUGAAAUUCUUUCAGUAGGAGUAGCAGAGAAAGCGCUAUUAUUGUUUGUCCUUGUCACCGUCUCACUUUUUUUUUUAUUCCCCACCGUAAAUUUAAACUGUUUUAUGGUGGGCAACAAAUAACCUUACCAAAUUACGUAGGUUGUUUUUUGGUAGGUAUGUUGUAAGGAAUUUUUAAUUUUGUGUCGCAUUACUCUCAUUGCGUAUGUUCCGUCCCUCACGAGCGCACGCGUGUAGCACAUCUAUAGAAAUUAUAACUACUAAAUCUAUGGCGUAGGUGCGGUAGAAAGGCGUGCAUUUAUAAAAUGGUUAACCUCAACAGGUGUGUUCCCUGUAAUAUUUUCGAAUUUUAUUGUUUGUGUCAUUUCGAUUUUAUUGUUUUUUAUGUCACCUCCAGUUUUGUUAAGUAUUCUUAUUGUUAGUUGUUAGUAUAUGAGUAACAAAUGUCUUGAAUAGCCUUAAAGAUCUAUUUACGACUUAUGGUGAGAACAUGACAAUGCCUUUAACUAAACGCUUGUUAGUUAAGGGUUCAUUCAGAAUAUUCAGAUGUAUAACUAAUCUAUCUAAUAAAUAAAAUUUAAAACAGAGCUAUGUAAAUGUUAUAUUUUUUCAUGUAACAAUAGAGGCAGAGCAUAUCAUGUUUUGUAGAAAUACAAUAAUUUUAAGACUA